Messenger RNA from Ornithodoros turicata, 1169 nucleotides. RefSeq lists its product as uncharacterized. NCBI's taxonomy places the organism in Eukaryota, Metazoa, Arthropoda, Arachnida, Ixodida, Argasidae. The record is from RefSeq and is a predicted model, not a curated record. The coding region runs from base 131 to 781 and encodes 216 amino acids. The transcript has 3 exons.
CGCAACGGCGCCAACUGCGUCUCGCGCACGCCACAGACGCACGCAUGGUUCUCCCUUGCAGCUUCUUCGGAGAUCAACUGACUUUGCAGUUCGCCGCACAACGCAUUGUGAUCCCAGAGAAACGUAAACGAUGAAAGGCGCGUUGGUUGGCAGUAGCCAGCUGAAGUUUAUGACGCGCGACAGGCUGUUCGUAGACUCUGACGUGGAAAUCGUCACUUUUAGCUAUCCCGGAGCUACAGCGGCCCGUCUGAGAGAAAAAAUCCAUCGACUGCACCUAGCAGUAGACUGGAUCGUCAUGUAUAUCGGUGGCAACGAUAUCCAGGAUGGGAAGAGUGCCGCAGCUGUUUUGCGGGAAGUCUCAGAUACCGUUGAGGUGGCGAAAGGCUACGCGGAGCAUAUAUUCCUGUAUAAGCUGAUGCCACAGACAAGGCGGCCUGAACUUUCUGGCACAAUUCAGGGAUAUAACGCGAUGCUGCGCACGAUUCCAGCUGUCCGUGCCGGUGACGCUACGGUGUUGAGCAUUGACCACAAGAUCUUUACCAGGAACAAGGAGGUGAAAGAGGGGAUGCUUUCACGGGAUGGCUAUCACAUUUCGACGGGACGGGGGUUAUCGUGCCUAGCAGGCAUCCUCCGCACAGCCCUCGUGAAACGCUACGGACCAUGGCUGAAAGCACCGGGUCCGCGUCGUGGCAUCGUACUCAAGCCAAUGGAGUCGUGUGAAGAGUGUCGUGCUAAGGGACACCCCACGAGUGCAUGCAGGCCUGUGCGCUCACCGUGGUGAACGCUCACCAUUUUAGCCGCCAUGUCAUGACGACACAGAACGAUGUUACCACUGUUACCUGCUGUAUUAUAACAACCACGUCAUCUGAUCCCCAAUCCUAUGCUCACUUCUGUCAGCAGCAGCAACGUAGUCAAAGCUUUUUCUAACCUGUUCCUCCUGCCAUCGCAUACUUUGUCCCAUGAUUAGUGUACAAAUGGCCCACAUCAUACACAAGACCUGCCCGAUAAAAUUUUGUAAACAACUAUCAUCAUUCCGAUGGAAAUUUUGUAAUGGCUUCAUGCCGUCUGCCAGCUUCCGGCUGGGCUGUCUGCUCGUUACCCUAGGCACCCUGAGACCAGUAGUUUCCUUAGAAGUUGGUCCAGGGCACAUAUGCCCCCCUCCCCGUGAU